AUGGUGAAGUUCGAACAAGGUCAAGCUGCCUUCAUCACUGGAGCAGCGGGAGGAAUUGGUAUGUCUGCUAGCUUCAUGGCAAACUGGGCUCGUCUGGAGCCUGCGGUUCUCCGAGUACGAGGGGGGGCUUUGGCAGUUGCUCUGGCAAGUAGAGGAGUGCAGGUAACGAUUCUCGAUUUGAAGGUCGCGCAGGGUGAAGAAACCGUUCGGUUGGUGGAAGAGCAGCAUGAAAAGAUCUUUUAUAAGCCUAGAUCUCCUUCGGCGAUUUUCAUUCGCUGUAAUGUUACCAAGUCUGCUGGAUCGGCGCGUCGCUGCCUCAUUGAUCAGGUAAGCCUGAUGAAGAAUGCAAAAUGGGUGAUUGUGAUGUGUGUCCCAGAUGAGCUGGCUGCCGCGUUCUCUCGCCACCAGGAGAUGUUCGGACGCCUUGAUGUUUGCAUCAACAACGCCGGAAUAGGGGAAGGAAAGCCUUUCUUCAAUAGUGAAGACUGGCGCAGAGUGAUUGACUUCAAUCUCGUCGCCUUAAUUGACGGCACCGCCAAAGCGAUUCAAGCGAUGAAAGAGAAAGGAGGUUUUAUAUUGAUUCUGGGAUAUGGGGCUAGCCUUGGGCCUGUGCCGUAUAUGCCGGUUUAUGCUGCAACGAAAGGAGCUAGGAUCACUGACCCGAUGGCUUUCCUAAUGCAGAUACGUGGAAACACCGCUCACCUUAUGGACUCUCCUCGCGAUAACCUCGGGUUUGUAAAAAUGGAGAGAGUACUUGCGGCUGCUUUCUACCUUCUAGACGACGAGAGCAUGUCAGGCGAGUGCAUUCGGAUCCCAGUCAACAAACCCACCCAGAUCUGGCCAUACGUUGAAACAAAAGCCAAGUAUACGACGCUCUUUAAGGGCGGAACUGUUUUCACCGGCGCCUUUGAAUGA
This is a messenger RNA of Physcomitrium patens, 915 nucleotides long. RefSeq lists its product as uncharacterized. NCBI's taxonomy places the organism in Eukaryota, Viridiplantae, Streptophyta, Bryopsida, Funariales, Funariaceae. Gene Ontology annotation, molecular function: oxidoreductase activity, acting on the CH-OH group of donors, NAD or NADP as acceptor. Gene Ontology annotation, cellular component: cytoplasm. The record is from RefSeq and is a predicted model, not a curated record.